GCAGCCGACAGCGGUUUCGCAGGGUACGUUGUAGGGUCUCGUAGCGGCAACAAACCAAUUAAAUCUUCUCUCUCUCUCUCUCUAACUCAAAAAGAUCAACCUCCUCUCUCUCUCUCUCUCUCUCCACUCCUUCGGUCCUCUCUCUCUCUCUCUCUUCAAGAUCGGCGAAAUUCUCAGGCGAGCUAGAAUUCAGGUCAAGGAUCUUCUCUUUUCCGGUGCUUUUAGGAGGAUUUUGUGGGGAAUUUGGAGCGGAUUGGGUCGGAUCUCGUUUCCUCCAGGGUUUGGAUCACGUGGGAGGUUUUGGCGUUAAAGAUCGAGCUUACUGGAGCCGUUUCGUUAAGAAUUGCUGGGGUUUUGAUUUUGAGGCGGUAAAACCCUGGAAUGUGGGAGUUAAUGAGGUUUAAUUGGAGUGAAGCUGAAGAGUUUGGGAAUUUAAUGAGGGCAGAGGAAAUGGGGUAGCUGAAGCGGAGUAAAUUGGUGGCUUUUGUUGUUCUUUGGUGAAAAGUUUUGAUUUUUAGCGUAGUUAGUGAUUGAUUGGGGGGUUUCUGAUUGAAUUGUUAUGGCGCUCGCCGGUUCUAAUCAUCAAUCAGGAGCGAGGCUAGGCGCCUCGGUUGAUCUUUUAUACAAGGAACUCUGGCAUGCUUGUGCUGGACCUCUGGUUACAGUUCCCCGAGAAGGGGAACGAGUUUAUUACUUUCCUCAAGGCCAUAUGGAACAGCUUGAAGCAUCUACACAUCAAGGGCUUGAUCAGCAGAUGCCCUUGUUUAAUCUACCAUCAAAGAUCCUCUGUAGGGUCAUGCAUGUUCAGCUUCGGGCUGAAGCAGAUAGUGAUGAAGUUUAUGCACAGAUUACUUUGCUACCUGAACCAGAUCAAGGAGAGAUCACUAGUCCAGAUCCUCUGCUUCCUGAACCAGAAAAAUGUACAAUUCAUUCAUUUUGUAAAACACUUACUGCUUCAGACACAAGCACCCAUGGGGGAUUCUCAGUACUAAGGCGGCAUGCCGAUGAAUGCCUACCUCAAUUGGACAUGUCACAACAUCCACCUUGGCAAGAACUGAUUGCCACAGAUCUUCAUGGGAAUGAGUGGCAUUUCCGUCACAUAUUUAGAGGGCAGCCUAGGCGACAUCUGCUCACUACUGGCUGGAGCGUCUUUGUUAGCUCAAAGAGAUUGGUAGCAGGCGAUGCAUUUAUCUUCUUGAGAGGUGAGAAUGGAGAACUGCGUGUAGGUGUAAGGAGGCUUAUGAGACAAUUAAAUAAUAUGCCAUCAUCUGUUAUAUCAAGCCACAGUAUGCAUCUUGGAGUUCUGGCUACUGCAUCACAUGCCAUAUCUACUGGCACACUUUUUUCUGUCUUCUACAAGCCAAGAACAAGUCGUUCUGAGUUCAUCAUUAGUGUCAAUAGAUAUCUCGAAGCCAAAAGUCAGAGGCUGUCUGUUGGAAUGAGGUUUAAAAUGAGAUUUGAGGGCGAUGAAGCUCCUGAAAGAAGGUUCAGUGGUACUAUAGUUGAAGUUGACGACCCAGGAUUAUCUAGAUGGACAGAUUCUGAGUGGAGAUCUUUGAAGGUUCAAUGGGAUGAACCAUCAUCCAUUGUACGUCCAGACAAAGUUUCACCAUGGGAAGUGGAGCCACUUGUUGCAUCUCCUCCACCAGCUUCACAACCGGUACAGAGAAAUAAACGUGCCAGGCCACCAAUUUCUCCCUCUAGCGCCCCAGAUCUUCCUUCUCAUUUUGGAAUGUGGAAACCCCAAACUGAUACUACUAAGACUUUCUCAUUUUCGAGACUUCAACGAAACAGUGAAUCCUAUCCAUUUUCAACUCCCUCGCCUCUUUUCUCACCAACAUCAAAACCUAGUUCUGUUGGAUUCAAUGGCAACACAACACCAUCGCUAAUUCCCACCAGUCCUGGAUCUGCUGGAUUCAAUGGGAGCUCUGGACCUUUAUCAAUGUACUGGCCAUCUCGUGCAGAUUCUCAAACUGAAUCAUUCUCAGCUAGCAUUACCAAAGAACCAACUAGGAAGAAGCAGGAAUCAAACAGCGGCAAUAGCUGUCGUCUCUUUGGAAUCCUGUUAGAGAGUUCAACUACUGCAGAAGAAUCUUCACCAGUGGCUACCACUUCUGUAGUUGCAGAGGACCAACCAUUGGCUUCUCAGGACUUCGAUUCUGAGCAGCAAUCACAUCCUUCAAAUGCUAACCACUCUGAUGUCCCUGCAGUUAGCAGUGAGCCUGAGAAAUCAUGCCUUAGAUCGCCCCAAGAGACUCAAAGUAGGCAACUACGGAGCUGCACCAAGGUGCACAUGCAUGGGAUGGCUGUUGGCAGGGCAGUGGACUUAACAAGAUUUGAUGGUUAUGAGGAUCUCCUCCACAAGCUUGAAGAGAUGUUCAGCAUUGAAGGAGAGCUCACCAGUGCUGUUAAGAAGUGGCAGGUUGUCUACACCGAUGAUGAAGAUGACAUGAUGCUGGUCGGCGAUGAUCCCUGGAAUGAGUUCUGCAACAUUGUGAGAAAAAUCUACAUCUGCACUUGCGAGGAGGCCAAGCAACUGUCUCCCAAAUCAAAGCUCCCAAUCUUCAAAGGCGAGGGGAUCAGUGAUAAUUCUGAUGCUGACGCCACGAGAAACGAUUAUGACGACCAACCGAAAGAUUUACAAGAUAAGGAUUCCUGAAUGCUGAUUUUGUGAUCUCUUUGAAAUCACCAAAAACCCUAGCUCAGCUAAUCAUCAGCUUGUGGGCCAAGGGACGGGCCCUUGCUUUAACUUUUUCAAUGUGAAUUUGUUGUUUUUGUGGAGUCAUGGUUGGAGGCAAGAAAGGGAAAUAGCAGGUGUGUGGGUUGUCAUGCUUUUUUUGGAGGGAUAUGAUGUUAUCUUUUGGUUAGGCCAAGUCAGAAAGAAAGCUAAGAGUAUGGGUGUUGUCUGAUCUGUGUUUUGGUAUAACAAAAAGUAUCGGUAUUAUUAUACUCUA
Molecule: messenger RNA, 2954 nt
Organism: Asparagus officinalis (garden asparagus)
Lineage: Eukaryota; Viridiplantae; Streptophyta; Magnoliopsida; Asparagales; Asparagaceae
Product: auxin response factor 7-like
Exons: 14
Coding region: 560-2659 (699 amino acids)
Biological process (GO): regulation of DNA-templated transcription; response to hormone
Cellular component (GO): nucleus
Molecular function (GO): protein binding; DNA binding
Source: RefSeq, a predicted model, not a curated record